This is a messenger RNA of Aspergillus glaucus CBS 516.65, 1594 nucleotides long. Its product is annotated as GNAT family N-acetyltransferase. The coding region runs from base 209 to 1348 and encodes 379 amino acids. Lineage: Eukaryota; Fungi; Ascomycota; Eurotiomycetes; Eurotiales; Aspergillaceae. Gene Ontology annotation, biological process: mitotic sister chromatid cohesion. The record is from RefSeq and is a predicted model, not a curated record. Gene Ontology annotation, cellular component: NatA complex. The transcript has a single exon.
GGACUGGUUGUUACAGCGUUGGUCGGAUCCCAACGGCGGCGUCUGGUCUUCGCAUUAAAGGCUCCUCCGCCGACCGGCCAUCUUAUCUUAUCGCAUCUCCGCGCUUGACGGUUUCUCUUCACGCCGUCGCGUUUCGUUUCAGGAAACGGCGAUAUUCCCUGUCCUUGGUUGUCCAAGUACCCUAUCCAGUUGCUUGCUGCGUUCCAGGAUGGCGUAUCAACUCUUUUCCAAGGCACAUCAGCCGAAGAACAAGACAUCCACCGUCCCUCCUGUCCAAAGCCCUUAUAAUGGCAGAUACCGACCACCGAUUCACCCUCCACCACCAGUGCCUCCUCCGUCGACAGUUCCAACGUCCAAGCCACCAGGAAGCAGUGGGGAUACAGCCGUCGAAUCCACCCCGUAUCCACAUCCAACCCCGUCGGGCUACCCAACUCCCCACCCCCACAUUACAAUUGAGACGGUCAGCACGGCACAUAUCCCUUCACUGACCCGAAUCACCGGCCUGCUUCUGCCAAUCCGCUACCCGAAUUCCUUCUAUACCGCGACUGUCACGGAUCCCGUCAUUAGCUCGCUGUCCCGCGUCGCUAUCUACCAUGACCAUCCCGUCGCCGAAGCCCCCACAUCGACACCUUCACCGAAGGCCAGUCCGGCUGCUAGUACCGCAAGGAAUAUCGGGGCUGAUAAAGUUAUUGGCGGUAUAAGAUGUCGACUGGAGCGGUUACCUCAAACAACGGCAGAGCUUCUACGUGCCAACCAAUCGCAUGGGAACUCGAUGCAAGAGCCAACGAAUCUGUACAUCCAGACCCUACAUUUGCUUUCGCCAUACCGGGGGAAUGGUGUCGCGGCAUUUUUACUCAACGCAUUGCUAUUUGCUAUGCCACCUGAGCAUAGUCUGGCUUCAAGAACGGGAGAGGGUGAUGAUGUGGGUUACCAGGUGUCGAAAUUGGUCAAACACUACAAUAUCCGCUCCGUCACGGCUCAUGUACACGAGGCAAAUGACGAGGGGUUAAAAUGGUAUAUGGCCCGGGGAUUUCAAGUAGAGGAUGGCGUGAUAGAGAAUUACUACCGCCGACUCAAACCGACAGGUGCCAGAAUCGUCAAGCUUGCCUUACAAUGGAAAGACGACGAGGAGGAUGACGAAGGGAUUUCCGGGUUGAGUAAUGGAGGCGAGGAGCAGAGUGAAGAAGAAAGUCCCUAUGAUGGUGACGACGAGGAUUGGGAAAAGGUCGAGGCGGAGGACGAAGACGAGAAACAAGAUCAUGGAGUCCAACCUUUUACGGAUUCCAGAAUUUUUGAUGUUGAUGAUGGAGGUAGUAGGAAGAGAAAGGCUGAGGAGGAGCCACUGUGAUGAUAUCCUAUUCUUUCAUUUUUCCUUGUUUUGGCGUUGGUAUAGGUCUACGGUUUUGCUCAUUAGGAUACCCUUUCGCCCUUCCUUUGCUAUAAAUAUUUGAUACGCAGCCAGAUACAUUUUUAAUGCAUGGGAACAAUGGAGAGGGACGAUGACAGAAUAUUCUUAAUUGAUCAGGUUGUUCAGGCAUGAGGAUAUCUAUGACGGCGGAGAUAUUCCCGUCCAAUAAGAGAUUCUUUUCCAAGC